Molecule: messenger RNA, 1231 nt
Organism: Physella acuta
Lineage: Eukaryota; Metazoa; Mollusca; Gastropoda; Physidae
Product: eukaryotic translation initiation factor 3 subunit G
Cellular component (GO): eukaryotic translation initiation factor 3 complex; cytoplasm
Molecular function (GO): translation initiation factor activity; RNA binding
Source: RefSeq, a predicted model, not a curated record
CUAGUAGCCUAAUGGGCCAUUAUUUCUUAGGUUUCGUGUUAACUUACAUUAAAGGACAAUCGGGCAACUGAUAACGUCAUAUUUUUAGUUAACUUUACACCGGAAGUAAUGUGUUUCAUAUUGGUGCAAUAGACGGACACGAUGACUAGCGGGAAAAGUUGGGCCGAACAGGUUGAUCAGGGGGAUGAAGGCAUCCUUCCUCCACCCAGUGAAGAGUAUGAUGAAAAGAAAGGUUUGAAGACUAUUACAGAGUAUAAGAAUAACGAAGAUGGAAAAUUGAUUAAGGUGAUUCGUACAUUCAAGAUAGAGACAGUACGUCUAUCAAAUUCUAUAGCCAUGAGAAAGACAUGGAAAAAGUUUGGUGCAGCUGCAGGGGAUCCCCCAGGACCUAACCCAUCCAACACAAUUUUGACUGAAGAAGUUUUCAUGCAGUUUGUACAGAACAAAGAGACACCUGCUCCUGAAGAGGAAGAUCCACUAAACAAACUGAAAAACCAAAAGAUUGUAUCUUGUAGAAUUUGUAAAGGAGACCACUGGACUACUAAAUGUCCGUAUAAAGAUACUCUACAGCCGUUACAGGAAAAACUUGAAGAAGGAACGAAAAAACCAGACAUUGCUCCAGUUUCAUCCUCGCCGGCACCUAAACCAACUGGAGGAAAGUACAUCCCACCCACAUUGAGAGAGGGGGCCAACAAAGGUAGAGGGGAAUCAAUGGCCACACAACGGAAAGGUGAUGAAUCUGCAACUAUAAGAGUAACAAAUCUUUCUGAGGACACGAGAGAAUCUGAUCUUCAGGAACUAUUCAGACCUUUUGGUCCUAUUUCAAGGAUAUAUUUGGCAAAAGAUAAAAAUACUGGCCAGUCAAAGGGCUUUGCGUUUAUCAACUUUCACCGCAGAGAAGAUGCAGCUAGAGCUAUACAGGGGGUGUCUGGGUUUGGUUAUGAUCACCUGAUCCUAAAUGUCGAAUGGGCAAAACCUUCGGCACAACAAUAGCGACUGCUUAUAAUUUAUUAUGUGAUUGGAACUUCGUAACAAUGUUGUCUUAGGAGUGUACUUCGACUAUAAAUUUUAAAAUAGGGAAACGAAUUCAAGUCAUUCUACAGCAGGUAGAAAACUAUUACUAGACACAGAAAAGUUAGUCUUAUUAUAAUUCUGUCACAAGAAAUUGAUGAAAUGCUUCUGAAUCAAACAAAAUCUUUUGUGUUGAAAUAAUAAAUGUCUUAUUUCAUUU